GAUAUAUAUUUCUUCAAAACCAUUAACAUGAUUAUUGGAAUAGUGACACUGUUGUUCGUUUAUGUGAAAGCUAUCCCAGAGGUAAACCAUCUGAUUGAAAUUGACCAUAUGGGACGCAAAGUUGCUAUGGAUGUUAUACAUGAUACCGAAGAAAAGACUGUGAUUGCUAUCGUUGGCGACGUGUGUAAAUACAAGAAUGGCGUCCCGACAGUUAAUUUUCACGAUUAUAGCACGGGUUAUGGUGCGCUGAAAAAUAUAAACAAGCAAACGUGUAUUAUCACGAAAUCACCCGUGCCCAUGGCAUCAGACAGAAAAUAUAGAAUCGGGUGGACCACCGAGGUGCACGACCACAUUCUAAACAUCGUGAAUACCAAAAUGACGUAUGAAGAAGUAAAGGCCUUAGCUGGACACAAAGUUGCAGCGUUUUGUAAAGAUUACAGGUCAAUGCAUGCUACGGUUUCUCCUGUAACAAAGCAGCGGAGAGAUGCAGAUUUCACUUCAUCAAGUGCCAUGAGCUACAUGUGGUGUGUAUUUUCCAGCUGUUCUACCAGGGCUACAGAUGCGCUUUGAAAAAAACCCUGAAAAUAAAU
Molecule: messenger RNA, 590 nt
Organism: Mytilus trossulus (common blue mussel)
Lineage: Eukaryota; Metazoa; Mollusca; Bivalvia; Mytilida; Mytilidae
Exons: 6
Coding region: 28-570 (180 amino acids)
Source: RefSeq, a predicted model, not a curated record